Symbiodinium sp. CCMP2456 is the source of this 948-nucleotide messenger RNA. The record is from the annotation of a GenBank genome assembly. Lineage: Eukaryota; Dinophyceae; Suessiales; Symbiodiniaceae.
AUGACUACAAACCAGAGCUUAGUGGAUGCCCGCGCGGCAGCAGAAGCUCUCUUUUCCAGCUGCCGGUGCACAACGCUGAGUCAGUAUGAAACCAUCAAGAACGCGGCCAACACAAGCAGCCUGAUCGCGGCGGAGAACAUCAAGCUGUUGAAGUACCUGAACUGCACCCUGGGCCAGGGAAAGCGGGCUGACGUCUGCUCCAUGGCCGCAAGCCACCCGAGCAUUGAUUUUCGUGCGGAAGACUUCGUGAUGACCGCGGACACAGUCUGCACGACGACUUCGACCACCACCAUCCCACAAGGGCCACCACCGGUUUCGAUCAACGUGUGGCUUGAAUUUGAGUCGCAGUGCAGCUGCACCACUGGUCAGAAUGACGCUUGCCUUUACAAGUGUCAUGGGGAGCAGGAGAAGGGUGGGCAGACAUGCUUCACCUACACGAAGCUCGCUACUACAUCCUGGAAGGACUGCAUGAAGCGUGCUUCCUCACUCGGUGCCACGCUCUGCUCUGAGGACUACACCGCCGAUGGUGGCUGGGGCACCCAUCGCGUGGGUAACACAGUGGAUGCUCCUGUUCAUUUUUGGUCUCAUUCCUUCACGGACAUCACCUCCAGCAGGGACUGCAUCGUUGGCAAGCACGACCGGGUCACCGACUUCGACAGGAGCCUUUGCACAGAGACGGUGAAGUAUGACGGCGACACCUGGCAGUACCAUGAUGCCGGCACAUUGUACUACGAUGAGUGCGUCUACUUGGCGAGCCGUGCGGGUGCUUCCGUCAUUGAUCCAUCAACGAUUGGUAUGGGUACUGGAGAUGGCUACUGGUUCUUCACGCGGCAUUCCGGGAAUCUUUACCAAUACUGGACCGGUGCCGAAACUUCCGGCAUGUUCAAUGUCGGAUGCCAGGACCGAGGUGGCCAGAAAGCGUGUAUGUUCGGUUUCAUGGAGGCUUAG